This is a messenger RNA of Prorocentrum cordatum, 415 nucleotides long. The record is from the annotation of a GenBank genome assembly. NCBI's taxonomy places the organism in Eukaryota, Dinophyceae, Prorocentrales, Prorocentraceae.
CUUGGGGGGGGGGGCACCCUCGAGUGUUCUUCGAUCUGGCCGGCGGAGGGCCUCGCGUUCUUGCAGGACGCUCUUCUGUCCCAGGUCCGGCCGUAUCUCCGCGGCCGCUGGCCAGGGCACUCGCGCUCGCGAGCGGGCGCCGAGGCUCAGGCUCUGCCCCCCCUCCCUUCCCCGGUCUGGGCGCUGCCCCGCGCGACCGCGAGCAUGUCCGCGGCGCCUGCGCGCGGAGGCAAGGGCGUCGGGCCCGUGCCGCCGCCGCCGCCGCGCGGGGGCAAGGGCGCGAAGGGCGGGCCGCCCCCCCCGCCGUCGCAGCCGCGGGGUAAAGGCCCGGCCGCGUGCGGCAAGGGGGGCGCGGGGCGGUCCUGCAGGGCCCCGCCGCCCGACCUCACCGCACCAGAGAACGCGGCGGUGCCGG